This is a messenger RNA of Penicillium diatomitis, 474 nucleotides long. RefSeq lists its product as uncharacterized. The record is from RefSeq and is a predicted model, not a curated record. Bases 1 to 474 code for a protein of 157 amino acids. The transcript has a single exon. NCBI's taxonomy places the organism in Eukaryota, Fungi, Ascomycota, Eurotiomycetes, Eurotiales, Aspergillaceae.
AUGUCAACAACGAAGAAGUCAAGUGAUCAGGGAAAUGUUAAAGCUUGCGGAGCCAAUACUCAAGGUCUUCAUAUCCAGCGAACCCUCUUCACUGUCUCUAGGCCAGUGACUUCUCCUUCUAGCGCACCGCCAAGGCACAGAGUUCACCAGUUAGAUGUGAAUCUGCGUUUCCAAAUCGUCGCGUUAAAAGUGGUAGGAAAGUGGUCCUAUGGUCAAAUUCAUAAGAAAUACCCCGAUAUACCACUGUCGACUAUCAGGUAUACCUGCCUCGAAUCGCGAAUUCGCAAUAAAGAACAGUCUUCGAAUCGAGCUAGACGCCUAAAGGUCUUGAACUAUAAUGCCCGCCAAAACGUGCUCCCGAAGAUUUACGAAGAUCCUCAAGUCUCGCACGAUGAUUUCCUCGCUAGCGUGAGUCAAAAGUGCAAGGCAAAUUCCAUCGCACGGUUACUCUCUGUUGAGGGUCUCCGAAAAUAG